Messenger RNA from Culicoides brevitarsis, 7683 nucleotides. RefSeq names its product ankyrin-3-like. Gene Ontology annotation, molecular function: protein binding. Gene Ontology annotation, biological process: signal transduction. The record is from RefSeq and is a predicted model, not a curated record. Lineage: Eukaryota; Metazoa; Arthropoda; Insecta; Diptera; Ceratopogonidae. The coding region runs from base 510 to 6662 and encodes 2050 amino acids. The transcript has 13 exons.
UCGAAAAACCAUACGUACUAACGCCGUAUUCGAAGUGAAGCUGCCCUCAAAGUAAAUGCAGAACAUUUUAUUUUUAUUUUAAAAAAAAUUGUUUGGUGCUACAGAAAACUAGAUAAAAAAUUCCCUAUUUUUGUACGAAAAUUCCCGAUAAAUAGCCACGAAUGAUGUGAACUUUGUAAAAUGCUGAAUUGACGAGUAUUUUGUGGCUAAAAAUCAAAUUAAAAUACAAGUGAGAAAAAAAAGUGAACCCGAAAAUUUAUAUUGAAUGCCACUUUCUACUAUCGCGCGUACAUAAAAAAAAAUAAAAAUAUUUUUUUUCGUGAAGCAAAAAAAAUAUCAUAUGUGAAAAAAAUUAUAAUUAUAAAAAACGUGCGAUAAUAAAAAGAAAUUACAAAAAAUAUUCAGAAAUUGGUGUUAAACAAGGUGUGUACAUACACAAGUAUCUAUAGCACGUACCGAGUGAAGCAUAAUAACACAGAAAAAGGAUAAUAACAAACUAUUACACAACAAUGGCUUUGGAGGAAAAUCAACAACAACAACAGCAGCAGCAAACCGAACAACAAACGGCGAUCGAAACGACGGCCGAAACGACGAAUAACAUUGGAAAUGGCACAAAUGGUGUCCAAAAGCCAGUGAAAAAUGUAGAGAAACAGGCCGACACAAACACAUCCUUCUUAAGGGCUGCACGUGGCGGAGAACUUGGAAAACUCGUAGAAUUCCUAGAAACAGGUCAAAUACUUGAUAUUAAUACAAGCAAUGCUAAUGGCCUUAACGCUCUGCACUUGGCUGCGAAAGACGGUCACAUCGAGAUCGUGCGCGAACUGCUGAAUCGCGGCGCCAAAGUCGACAAUGCCACAAAGAAGGGCAACACAGCGUUACAUAUCUCCUCGCUCGCCGGCAAACUCGACGUUAUCCAGUUGCUUGUGCAGCACGGUGCCUCCGUGAACGUGCAAUCGCAAAACGGCUUUACGCCGCUCUACAUGGCAGCGCAGGAAAAUCACGACGAAUGUGUCAAAUAUCUGCUGGCAAAGGGAGCGAAUCCCGCACUCGCGACAGAAGACGGUUUCACGCCACUCGCAGUCGCCAUGCAACAGGGACACGACAAAGUCGUUGCCGUACUCUUGGAGAGCGAUGCCAAAGGCAAGGUACGUUUGCCCGCGUUGCAUAUCGCCGCCAAAAAGGACGAUGCCAAAGCAGCUGCUCUCUUACUCGAAAACGACCACAAUCCCGAUAUCAGUUCUAAGUCAGGCUUCACGCCAUUGCACAUCUCGGCGCACUACGGAAACGUCGAUGUCGCGAAUUUGCUUAUUGAAAAGGGUGCCGAUGUCAAUUUCACCGCCAAGCACAACAUUACGCCGCUGCAUGUCGCUUGCAAAUGGGGCAAAACCAACAUGGUAAACUUGCUGAUACCGAAGGGCGCGAAAAUCGAUGCCGUUACGCGUGACGGUCUCACUCCGUUGCAUUGCGCCGCUCGUUCGGGCCACGAAGAAGUCGUCGAUAUCCUCUUGAAACACGAUGCCCCGAUCUGGUCCAAGACCAAAAACGGCUUGACAGCUUUGCACAUGGCGGCACAAGGUGAACACGUUGAAGCGGCACGCAUUUUGUUGCACCACAACAACGUCGACGAAGUAACUGUCGAUUAUUUGACGGCGCUGCACGUUGCCGCCCAUUGUGGUCACGUCAAGGUCGCAAAAUUGCUUCUCGAUCGGAAUGCGGAUGCCAAUGCACGUGCCCUAAACGGUUUCACGCCUCUCCAUAUUGCAUGCAAGAAAAAUCGCAUUAAGGUAGUCGAGUUGCUGUUGAAACACGGUGCUAGCAUAAGUGCCACUACGGAAUCGGGAUUGACACCUUUGCAUGUCGCCUCGUUCAUGGGUUGCAUGAACAUCGUUAUUUACUUGUUGCAGCACGAAGCGAGUCCCGAUGUCCCGACGGUGCGUGGCGAAACACCACUUCAUUUGGCCGCAAGAGCCAAUCAAACCGACAUCAUCCGGAUUUUAUUGCGUAACGGGGCUCAAGUUGACGCUCGUGCCAGAGAACAACAAACUCCCCUUCAUAUUGCAUCGCGUUUGGGCAACAUUGAUAUCGUAAUGUUGCUCUUGCAGCAUGGCGCUCAAGUAGAUGCCACAACAAAAGAUCAAUACACCGCAUUACAUAUCGCCGCAAAGGAGGGUCAAGACGAAGUUGUUGCCACCUUGUUGGAAAAUGGCGCCCAAAUUGAUGCGCAAACCAAGAAAAAGUUCACGCCGUUGCAUUUGGCUGCCAAAUACGGUCACAUCAAUGUCGUGCGUCAACUUUUGGAGAAAAAUGCCCCUGUCGAUGCGCAAGGCAAGAAUAACGUGACACCGCUUCAUGUCGCCUCGCACUACGACCAUCAAAAUGUCGCUCUUCUAUUGCUGGAAAAGGGAGCUGAUGCACAUGCAGUUGCCAAAAAUGGUCACAGUCCGCUUCAUAUUUCCGCCAAAAAGAAUCAAAUGGAUAUCGCCAACAUUUUGCUCGAGCAUGGCGCCAAUCCAAAUGCCGAAAGCAAAUCGGGCUUCACGCCACUUCAUUUGAGCUCCAAGGAAGGACAUGCGGAAAUGACGUCGUUAUUGCUGGAAAAACAAGCAAAUCCAAAUCACGCCGCCAAAAAUGGUCUGACUCCGAUGCAUUUAUGUGCCGAGGAAGAUCGUGUCGCGGUCGCGCAAAUUUUAUACGAUAAUGGAGCAAAAGUGAAUCCUGUCACAAAGAGCGGUUUUACGCCACUUCAUGUCGCUGCACACUUUGGACAAGUCGAGAUGGUGCGUUUCUUGGUAGAACACGAUGCAGAUAUUGAAAUGAACACCAAUGUGGGUUACACUCCGUUGCAUCAAGCCGCUCAACAAGGACAUACGUUGAUUAUUAAUUUGCUGUUGAAACAUCGCGCUAAUCCGAAUGCCGUUGCCAAUAACGGACAAACCCCAUUAAGCUUGGCAAACAAAUUGGGCUACAUCACCAUCGUGGAAACAUUGAAAGUCGUCACCGAAACCAAUGUGACAAGCACCAGCACCGGAACUGUCGAGGAAAAAUACAAAGUUAUCGCUCCCGAAGGCAUGCAUGAAACUUUCAUGUCAGAUUCUGAAGAUGAAGGAGGUGCAGAUGAACCGAAUGUUAAUGAAACAAUGAAUGUUGUAUUUAGUAAUGCACAAACGCCACCACAUCAAUUGCCAUUUUACCAAAAUCAAAUGCGAUAUACUCGUGGCGAGGAUCCAAGUUUGUCCGAUCACCAGCAAUACAAUUACAUGUCGGGAGACGAGAGCAAGCACUUGCAAGAUGACCAUUACCAAAUGGAUGUAACUGGCGACGAGAAAAUGGUGGAAAGAAUUUUAUCGGACGCCGAAAAAUACAACUACAUGGAAAAAUCUCGCAUGAGCCGAGACUCGACGCCAAAUCCCUUGGACAUUUCCGUGACUGACAAUUGUCAGAUCGUAAGAAAUCCCAUUCAUGCUGGCUUUUUGGUUUCCUUUUUGGUGGAUGCUCGCGGAGGCGCGAUGCGUGGUUGUCGUCACAGCGGUGUGCGUGUAAUUGUGCCACCGAAAUCGGCAGCCCAGCCAACUCGAAUCACGUGUCGCUACGUAAAGCCACAGCGCAUCUCUAACCCGCCUCCUUUGAUGGAGGGCGAGGCAUUAGUGAGUCGCAUUCUGCAAUUGUCGCCAGCUGCCGCCAAAUUCUUGGGCCCCGUCAUCAUCGAAGUCCCGCACUUUGCCUCGCUCCGUGAGAAGGAACGUGAAAUCAUCAUUUUGCGGUCCGACAAUGGAGACACAUGGCGCGAACACACGCUCUACGACAGCGAGGAGGCGAUCCAGGACGUCUUGAACGAGAGUUUCAAGAGCGAAUCGUUGAACUUGAUCGAAGACUUGCACACGAGUCGCAUCACACGUAUCGUUACAAAUGAUUUCCCCAAUUUCUUUGCGAUUGUGUCGAGAAUUCGGCAGGAAGUGCACGCCAUUGGGCCUGAUGGCGGAACCGUGUCGGCAACGGCAGUUCCGCAGGUCCAGGCGAUCUUCCCGCCGAAUGCGUUGACAAAGAAAAUUCGUGUUGGUCUGCAAGCACAACCGAUCGAUCCGAAUGUCACAGCUAAACUUUUGGGAAGAUCUGUGGCGGUAUCGCCUGUCGUCACUGUCGAGCCGCGUCGUCGCAAGUUCCACAAGGCAAUCACCUUGAGUAUGCCGGCGCCACGUGCCUACAAUCAAGGCAUGAUUAACCAAUAUUCUGGCAAUGCACCCACUUUGAGAUUACUCUGUUCCAUCACGGGCGGUCAAAAUCGCGCGGUCUGGGAAGACGUCACCGGAAGCACUCCUUUGACCUUCGUCAAAGAUUGCGUUUCGUUCACGACGACAGUUUCCGCUCGUUUCUGGCUCAUGGAUUGUCGCAACAUCUCAGAUGCCACCAAAAUGGCCUCGGAGCUCUACUCGCACAUGGCUCACGUCCCCUUCAUGGCGAAAUUCGUCAUCUUUGCCAAACGCGUGGACCCACAAGAAGCCCAGGUGCGCGUCUUCUGCAUGACCGACGACAAAGAAGACAAAACACUCGAACAGCAAGAACACUUUACCGAAGUUGCCAAAUCGCGCGACAUCGAAGUGUGCGAAGGACGCAACAUUUACCUGGAAUUUGCCGGCAACAUUGUGCAAGUCCUCAAGUCGGGCGAGCAACUCAACAUGAAGUUCAGCGCCUUCAAGGAGAACCGACUCGCCUUCAAUGUGCGUUUGCGUGAAACGGACGACGGCAUCGGUCGCAUUGUUUUCAUGAACGAACCAAAGGUUGCCAAAGGAGAGCCCGCACAAACGCCGCUCUGCACUCUCAACUUCCAAGUACCCGAAAAGAUCAUUGGAAGUGAGUCGCAUUCCGAAGUCGAUAUCAGCGGAUCCUACAAUCAAAAGUACAAUAUGCCAAGUUUCCUGUUGCAAAAGCAGCAAGAGGAGAUCUUGAAGGCGGACAUUCGUAUCUCGGACAUUUCGAUUCUCUUGAAUAACGAUUGGGAGAAACUGGCGCACGAGUUGCAAGUGUCGAACGAAGAUAUCGCCCUCAUUAAGGAGGAAUAUCCGCAAGACGAGAAACAACAAGCUUCUGUGUUACUGCGAUUGUGGCUGCGACAAGGCGGUCCAAAGGCAACUGGCAAUGAACUCGCAUUGGCAUUAAACAAAAUCCAGCGUAACGACAUCGUUGAGCAAUGCAUGAAAGAUGUCCAAAUUGUCACGGAUGACUACGAAAAGCAAAAGGCACAAAAACAACUUGAACACGCACAAGUUCAUGCACCCGCAAUUGUCGAGGAAAAACUGAAACGCGAAAUUGUCAUUGAAAACAAUCACGUUAACGGGGGAUCAGAGUCUCAUGAUUUACCAGAAGAAAUCAUCGAAAAAGUCAAGGAAGAAGUAACAAAAGUAGCUCCCCCAUCAAAAUCUGCACCACAAGUAGAAACACCACCACCCACUCCCGCAGCUGAAGAUGAAGUCCAUGAACAAAUCAUUGAAAAAAUCGUCGUAGAAACGCACUCUGAGCCAACUGUGACAAUUGUGGAAAAAACUGAAGUCAUCACCCAUCCCGAUAACGCUGAAUUAGAAAAGCUUGACGGCAGUAACAAGAAGAAGCAAAAAAAGAACGACUUGAAUCAGAGAUUUAUAAAUGAGGAAAAAUUGAGUAAAAUCCCCGUUGCCACAAAUAAUUCGUCAGUAGUGACGACGACGACGAAAAAAGUCAAGACAAUCAAGAAACAUUCGAAAGCACGAAAAAACUUGAAUGUUCAAGAUGUCGUUCAACCACGUCCCACUGUAGGUGACAUCGAGUGGGGCGAGGAGAAACGCGACACGGAACGCGAAUGCGAGGACAUCGAUGACGACAACGACGCCGAGGAAGACGAGCAAGAAAUCGAUCCGAACGAAGUAAUCAAAGAAAUUUCCACAUUGGCCUUAGAAGACGUCCAUCAGUUGUCGUCUCUCGAUCAGUCGGACCCGAUUGUGCUGAUAUCGUCGGGCGACGACGACUACAGCGGCGACAUUGACGAAUUCAUUCUCAUUGAGGCGCCCAACAGCUAUACGCAAGCGCGUCAGUUGCAACGUGAGCAACGCGAGGCGGCCGCUGCGGCGCACGAAAACAAGACAAUAAGUACGACGACGACGCGUGCCUUUGAUGCGGAGGGCCGCGAAACGGUGACAAUAAGACGCGAGGAGCACGGACCCGAUGGCGAGGUGAUCAUUACGGAAGAAACGCACGACUCGAAUGAUUAUCCGCCGCCGAGUAACGUCACCUUUAGCGGGUCCGACACAGAUGAACAACUCUCGCCCGUUGACGAAGUCCACGAAUCGCACGUCAAGACGACGCACCGAGGUAAAACAUUUGGGUCAUCCAGCGGAUCGGACGUUGCUUUGCAUGAACCUGGCGCCGCCGACAGUAGCGAGGAUGAAACAGGUGCAAAAAAUAUUCAAACGCCAGAAAUUGUAGUGGACGAAUGCGAAGAAUUAAUAGAAGAUAAUGACGAUAUUUUAGUCAGUGAACAACCGGUCACAACGACAGAAACUGACACAAAUGUUGAGGAGAUAGUUAACGAAGAUGGAAGCACAACAAUCGUUAAAACGACCACAAUCACAACAAAUACCGUGGUGACGACUACAUCAACUGACGAGAACGAGCCCGAAAAGUUACUUUAUUAAAGAAAAAAUUGAUAAAAUUAAAAAAAUUGCUUAAAAAUGGAAAAAAAUCGCUAAUAUAUAAAUACAACACGCAGCUAAAAAAAAAUAUUUAUAAAUUAAAAAUUGCUUUUGAAGUCGUACAAAACGACGAAAAAUAGUCAGUAAUGAUAAAAACAUUUAGUUUUUUGUGUAACAUAUCUCUUCUAUCUCGAGAGAAUUGUCUUUUUGUUUUACGUAAAUUAAUAAGAUGAUGCUUUUAAACGCUUUUUUAUUAUUUAAAAUUUAAUAUAAUCAAUCAAGUCACACAACAAAUACAAAACAAAACAGAAGAUAUCGUAAUAAUUAUUAUUUUAUUUUAUUAAUAUUAUUGAAAAAAUUGUAUAUUUGUUUGUUUAAUGUCUUAUGUAAAAUUAUUUUAUUAUAUUAUACAAAAAAAAAACUCACUUUUAGAAUAUAAAAUUUAUGCUUUUUUGAACGAGUGGUGCACAUAAAAACCGCACACAGGUGUUUCCUUUGGUACAUAUAAACAUAAAAAAUUAAUAAUAAAUAAUGAUAAAUGUCCUUUUUCCGCUCCCAGUGAAUAAAACUAACUAAGAAAAAAAAUAAAUAAUAAAUAAACAACAAACUAUAUUUAUAAAUAAAAGUAUUAAAGUUAUGAUUUUUUCUUCUUUUCCAUUUAUCGCCUUGCAUUUAGUGCCUAAGUAUUAUGUGUAUUAAAAAAAUCAAGAAAAAAAGGUAAAAUUCAAGAUCUAUAAAAGAAAAUCCUUCAAUGAUCAACCAAACUAAUAUUUUUGUAAAAAUUUAAUAAAAAUCCCUUGUUUUUGAAGGUAGUUUGGUUACUUUUCUUGCGUAUUAAAAAAAAUAAUUAUUGCUAUAGCUUGAGCUUAUUUUUUAAUAUCUUAAUAAAAAGAACGGGUUUUAAAUGUUUCAGGUAGAAAUUUCUUAGUUUUUUCUAGUCGUGCUAGAACUCGGCGUCUUCACUUACAAUUUUUUAUAAAAGACGCGAAUAUUUAUAAAAAUAAAAUUAAAUAAAAUAAAUAAC